Molecule: messenger RNA, 1761 nt
Organism: Phyllostomus discolor (pale spear-nosed bat)
Lineage: Eukaryota; Metazoa; Chordata; Mammalia; Chiroptera; Phyllostomidae
Gene: GFER
Product: growth factor, augmenter of liver regeneration
Exons: 3
Coding region: 54-1136 (360 amino acids)
Biological process (GO): liver development
Cellular component (GO): mitochondrion
Molecular function (GO): flavin adenine dinucleotide binding; flavin-dependent sulfhydryl oxidase activity
Source: RefSeq, a predicted model, not a curated record
AGCUGAAGGAACAGAGUCGGGCCACUGGCACACAGAACGGUCAGAGCGGAGAGAUGGGGGCGUCGAGGGCCGCAACACGGAGUUCUCCUCGGCCGCAGCCCGAGUCCACGGCGCGGCCGCGGCGCACCUUCCACAACACUCUGCUCUUCUACUGGAGGAAGCGGGAGCCUCGCCAUGAAGGACAAAAGCCACGCUCCGGCAGCAGUACUAGGCCCAGGGGCGUGGCCAGGACCCGGGCUCCCCGCGCGUCCACGGCCAGAACCCGUACUUCGGGCUCUGCCUCCUCCCGGGUACGGACCCCAGCUCCCAGCUCCGUCUCCACGCCAGACCCUGCCUCCACGCGGGACUCCGACCCCAGUCCUAACCCCAGCUCGGCCUCCACCCCCGAGUCUGCAGCGUGCGCACCGGGCUCCUGUGGCCGAGUUCUGGCAGCCGCGCGCGCACUGGCCUGGAGGUCGACUUGGAGGCCCUUCUGGAGACCGAGCUGGCCCGUCAGGCACUGCGCGGGCAACAUGGCGGCACCCAGCGAACGGUGGCGCUUCGGCGGCGGGAGCCUCUUCUCGUUUCUGCCCGGCGGCGCUCGCUCCGAAGCAAUGGAGGACCUGGUGACCGACGCGCGUGGCCGCGGCGCAGGACGAAAAGAUGCCGCCGCCGCCUCGGCCCCGACUCCAACCCUGGUGCCGACCCCCGACUCUCAGGUCUCCGAGGACACCACCCGGAGACGGCCCUGCCGUGCCUGCGUGGACUUCAAGUCGUGGAUGCGGACGCAGCAGAAGCGGGACAGCAAGUUUAGGGAAGAUUGUCCUCAGGAUCGUGAGGAACUGGGCCGACAGAGCUGGUCUGUUCUCCACACCCUGGCUGCCUACUACCCCGACCUGCCCACCCCAGAACAGCAGCAAGAUAUGACCCAGUUCAUACAUUUAUUUUCCAAGUUUUACCCCUGUGAGGAGUGUGCAGAAGACAUAAGGAAGAGGAUACAGAGGAACCAGCCAGACACGCGCACACGGGCAUGUUUAACCCAGUGGCUGUGCCGCCUGCACAACGAGGUGAACCACAAGCUAGGCAAACCAGACUUCGACUGUUCUAAAGUGGAUGAGCGCUGGCGUGAUGGCUGGAAGGACGGCUCCUGCGACUAGAGGGCGGCCAGCUGGAGCCCAUGGGGCUACCUGGCUAGAGAGGGGCAGGGCACUUAUUAAAGUGCAGCAGAGCCAGAAGCUGUUGUGUUUUUGUUGGUUGGUCCACAGGCAGUGUCUGGGGGACACUUUCCUUCUUAGGUUUCAAAGGUUCCUUCUGCAGGCACCCCUAUGGCCUCCUCAGCCGAGGCCCUGUGGGGGCCACAGGUCAAGGAGUAGGAACAGCCUAGUCUGUCCCUUUUGUCCUGGAUGCAGCCUCCUGCCUACCUCAUACCCUGAUGCCCACUUCCCCACACAGGAAGGAGAUAGGGUUUGCUGGGCUCCCCUGUCCCACAAAACACUCAAGACCAGGUCAUUGUUUCCCCAGUGAGUAGCUAGGGACAACCACAGUGACUGUAGCCCCAGAGGCUGUGUGCACUUCAGGAAAGAGGCCUGGGGUCUAAGCUUUCUACCUUGCUUGGUCUUUACAGGCAGGGAAAGUGCAGGCAGGGUUCUUUUCUGAGGGUCCACUGACCCUGCAGCCCAUUUUCUGUCCAGUACAUGGCCUUCCAGUCUUGUCAGAGGCGUCCUAGGGCCAGCUUCCUUGGAGCGUGAGACCAAAAUAAAAUGCUGAAGAAGUGACUGAGAA